UCGGGCUGGGAGCGGUGAUGGAGUCGGUGCGGGCGCAGCGGCUGCAGCCCGGGGUGGGGACGCUCCGCUCCCUCCGCCCCGGCGUCACCGGAGCCCCGGCCGCCGCCUCGGCCCCGCUGCCGCCGCCCGCCCCCCCACCCGCGGCCGCGCUGGGGCUGGGGCUGGGGCUGCCGCCGCCGCCGCCGCCGCUGGGGCUGCAGGGACCCGCCGUGCCGCCGCCGCCCGGCGCCGGGCCGCCCGCCGUGCUGAGGGAGGCGGUGGAGGCCGUGGUGAGGAGCUUCGCCAAGCACACGCAGGGCUACGGCCGCGUGAACGUGGUGGAGGCCCUGCAGGAGUUCUGGCAGAUGAAGCAGUCACGUGGAGCCGACCUGAAGAACGGAGCCCUGGUUGUCUACGAGAUGGUCCCUUCCAACAGCCCCCCAUACGUCUGCUACGUCACCCUGCCAGGAGGCAGCUGCUUUGGCAGCUUCCAGUUCUGCCCCACCAAGGCCGAGGCCCGGCGCAGCGCGGCCAAGAUCGCGCUGAUGAACUCGGUGUUCAACGAACAUCCCUCGCGCCGCAUCACCGACGACUUCAUCGAGAAGAGCGUCUCGGAGGCCCUGGCGUCCUUCAACGGCAAUCGAGAGGAGGCCGAUAACCCCAACACCGGGAUCGGGGCGUUCCGCUUCAUGCUGGAAUCCAACAAGGGGAAAUCAAUGCUGGAGUUCCAGGAGCUGAUGACGGUGUUCCAGCUGCUGCACUGGAACGGCAGCCUCAAGGCCAUGCGCGAGCGGCAGUGCUCCCGCCAGGAAGUCCUGGCUCACUACUCCCACCGCGCUCUGGACGACGACAUAAGGAACCAGAUGGCCAUGGACUGGGUGAACAGGGAGCAGAACAGCCCAGGGGCCCUUUCCAGAGAGCUGGCUUCCACCGAGAGAGAGCUGGACGAGGCUCGGCUGGCGGGGAAGGAGCUGCGCUUCCACAAGGAGAAGAAAGACAUCCUGAUGCUGGCAGCGGGGCAGCUGGGGAGCUCACACUCCUCCACAGCUUAGGCCCCUCCACCUCCCCCCUCCACCAGCAUCUUGGCCUGUUUGCACCUUGGAAAGAAUCCUCUUGGUUUGGGUUUUAAGACACGGGAGCUUUGGCAAGCGUGGAAUCCUUCAGGCCAACCCCCUCCUCACUCCUGUUUGUAAAGGACCUUCCAACGACCUGCUCUGGUUUGGUACUAAGCAGGGAGGUGUCACACUUCCUCCAGAAGCUUCUGCUCGCUGGAGCUGAUGCACAUCCUCCAAACCUGCUUGCUUUCAUUUCCCUUUUAUACCAGAGGAGGCUUUUCUGUCAAAACUCCUCCUCGAUAAGCACACUAAUUCAAAAGAACCCCCAAACCAACCCCCCCUCACCCCCAUUCCCUCUCACACCACGCCACAAGCUGCCUGGGGGAACCUCUCCCCUCACUCCCCCCAAGAAAGGGGUUUAAACCUCGAGGUUUUGCCUCCUGUGUGGGGAGCAGCCAGGAUUCCAGUCCUGAGCCCAGGAGGGUCCUGAUGCCGUCCCUCAGGUGGCUCCAUCCUGAGGGAAGGGCUUCACCCUCUGAAGAACCUCAGGACAAACAGCGAUGCUCCUGGUGCUGGAGAGCCGAGACUUGGCCUUUUAAUUAGGGGUUUAAUUAGGCCUCCUCCUCCCCCUCAGUCCUGUUUGAGUGCUGCUGGUGCUCAGCCCGGUCUGGCAGCAGAGGAGCAGCUCAGAUGGGUGAGGGGAUGAAGUGGAAGGCUUCUUUGGCUACAAGCAGAGCGUUGGAGGGAGUUUUUUGGCUUCUCCAGAUGAUUUCUGUGAGACUUCUGUCGAGAGCUGGACACUCUGUUCUCUCCAGAGCAGCUUCCAACCCAAAUGUCAGACUUGGCCUGUUCGAGGGAGGUUUAAAAGGCUUUGCCAGAGGUUCAGAACUCGCUGGAAGUGAGAAGGGAAACUCAGCUCUGUCCCUGAAGGGAACACGAGUGUGUUACCCACAGUUGUUUAAUCCCUCCAACCAGAGCACAGGCUCAGACCCUGUUCCCUCCCAGGAAUGAAACAAAACCCCCUCUAUGCACUAUUUUUUUACAUAAAUAGCUCCCUAUCCUUUCCCUACAGAUCAGUACUAACUCUAGAUGAUAUUUAGAGGUUUAAAAAAUACCCUUCUUUGACUGUUCAACUGUUCCAGCCAUGAAAACAGCGACUCCUUCCAGGCAGCCCCUGUUACCCCUCCCUGCUCCUCCAGAGAUGCCGGCAGGAGGAGAAACAGAACAGAACCUUCAUCUUCCAGCACAGCUCCGAGCUUUCCCCGUGCUUUUGGGAGCAGGGAGCCUUCAGGGUGCUGCCAUCAUCAUCAUCACCACCCCCACCACCCCCUGCCUCUCCUCUCUGCACAGCAGAGACAUUCCAGCAACGCUCCUUGUUUCCAGGUGGGGAUUUCAGCCAUCACGUUCUCUGUAACUCUUGUGUUUGUAUCCUCACCCUCACAAGCCUCUUCGGGAUGGUUUCUUGUUGUUUUUAUAUGUAUAUUUUUUAUAUGCAGCCUCUUUCCACGACAGUAUUAACGUUUAUAAACGUGAUUGUAAAUGG
Messenger RNA from Colius striatus (speckled mousebird), 2577 nucleotides. RefSeq names its product limb and CNS expressed 1 like (gene LIX1L). Lineage: Eukaryota; Metazoa; Chordata; Aves; Coliiformes; Coliidae. The record is from RefSeq and is a predicted model, not a curated record. Gene Ontology annotation, cellular component: cytoplasm. The transcript has 6 exons. The coding region runs from base 18 to 1031 and encodes 337 amino acids. Gene Ontology annotation, biological process: autophagosome maturation.